This is a messenger RNA of Brettanomyces nanus, 1341 nucleotides long. RefSeq lists its product as uncharacterized. Gene Ontology annotation, molecular function: mannan endo-1,6-alpha-mannosidase activity. Gene Ontology annotation, biological process: carbohydrate catabolic process; fungal-type cell wall biogenesis; budding cell bud growth. The coding region runs from base 1 to 1341 and encodes 446 amino acids. NCBI's taxonomy places the organism in Eukaryota, Fungi, Ascomycota, Pichiomycetes, Pichiales, Pichiaceae. The record is from RefSeq and is a predicted model, not a curated record. The transcript has a single exon.
AUGUUGCCGUUACUUUGCAUAGCCCUUUCAUUGCUUCCCCUUGCUUCGUGCGUGGACUUGGAGGUAGGUGACAAGGAAUCGGUCUGCGCAGCUGCGACUUUGAUCAUCGACGGUAUUAUGGACUACUAUGAAGGUACCCGUUACGGAGGUACCGUGGGUAUGUUCCAGGAACCUUACUAUUGGUGGGAAGCAGGUGAAGUUUUUGGAGGUAUGUUGGAUACAUGGUAUUUUUGCGACAAUGAUACAUAUGAAGAUAUAAUUUAUGAUGCCAUCUUAGCUCAGAGAGGUACUGGCAACAGUUUUAUGCCGCAGAAUCAAUCUUUGACGGAGGGUAACGAUGACCAAGGAUUUUGGGCUUUCGUUGCUAUGGGUGCUGCCGAAAGAAAUUUCACUAACCCACCAAGUGACAAACCCGGUUGGCUCGCGCUAGCUCAGGGUUGUUACAACACCAUGUGGGCCAGAUGGGAGACUGCCAGUUGUGACGGUGGAUUAAGAUGGCAGAUUUUUACCUGGAAUUCUGGUUACAAUUAUAAAAAUACCAUUUCCAACGCCUGUCUUUUCAAUAUUGCUGCCAGAUUGGCUCGUUACACAGGAAACGACACCUACGCCGAGACUGCCAAGACCAUCUGGACCUGGAUCACUGAUGUGCAAUUUGCUACUUUGACUGAUGAUUCUUACUCUGUUUACGAUGGUGCUAAUGUCGAUAACAAUUGUUCCACCCUUGAAAGUACCCGGUGGAUGUACAACUAUGCUACAUUAAUGGCCGGUUGUGCAUAUAUGUACAACUAUACGGAAGAAGAAUCAUGGCAGACUGAAGUGGGACGUCUUUUCUCUGGAAUGAGCAUUUUUUUGACAGACAAUGUCCUUUAUGAAAGGCAAUGCCAGACCUCAAAGACAUGCAACAAUGAUCAGCGAUCUUUCCGUUCCAUUGCUUCCCGUUUUCUUGGUGCUACUGCCAGAUUGGUUCCUGCCUACAGUGAUCAAAUCAUGGAAGUAAUCGAUGAUUCUGCCACCGGUGCUGCUGCUUCGUGUAGUGGAGGAAGUGAUGGGCACACCUGUGGUAUGGAUUGGUCUGCUGGAGAUUGGGACGGUGUGUAUGGAUUAGGAGAGCAAAUAUCUGCUUUGGAGGUAAUUCAGAACACCUUGGUGAUGUCUAAGCCUGGUCCAUUCGAUAAUAGCACAGGUACCUCAGAAGGUAAUGUGGAUGAAGGUCUCGGCUACGACUCGACCUCUAAUCCUCACAAGAUUACUGUCACUGGAAAGGAUAAGGCUGGUGCAGGUGUUGCUACUGUUGUCGCCUUGGGAAUUGUCAUUGCAUUAGGAGUUUGGAUGAUUGUAUAA